AUGUCCAUGGUAAGUGCUAUCACUGGCAGAGUCGCUCUUUUGGACCGUGAGGGAAGGUGUCACCGCUGCCUGGACCGGCACAAGAAUAGUUGUUCAGAAACCUUUAUUCCCACUGUAAGAAAGUGGGCGAGGAGCGACUUCGAUCAUCGCGCCGGCAUCUGCGCUCAACCGGACGAAGGCAACCGUUCCCGCCAGUGCAGUAGGGAGCUCGAGGACAGAAUCGAGAAAUGCAAAACCGAGCUGAGGGAAAUAGGUGACACGAUCGACUGA
This is a messenger RNA of Strongylus vulgaris, 270 nucleotides long. The record is from the annotation of a GenBank genome assembly. Lineage: Eukaryota; Metazoa; Nematoda; Chromadorea; Rhabditida; Strongylidae.